CAAACAUCGACCACAACAAAUCUGGCAGAAACUACCAGGAUCUUAGAUCUGCUUCCUCCCUCCCCCUUUUUUCUGUCGCUCUCCUUUGACUGGGGGAGGAGUAGUGCCCUAGGAAUAGGGAAAUCGAAAAACAUCUGGCAAAUAUGCUUUCUUUUGGCGAGCCAGGGGGUCCAGGGGAAGGCGGUUACCUGCGCACCGCCCCCCUCCCCGCCCCAUCGAGGCCCUGGGCGGAGAGCGCUGCGGCCUUACUGGCCUUCCCGGGUUUCGUUUGCCAGCUGGCCUUGGACAGGGUUAAGAGACAACUGCCCUUCCCCCCUGGCAGCGCUGCACAGCGGGUCCUACCGCUGCCUCGGCGUCAGCAGCGAGCCCAGCUCGUCUACGUCCCUCUCCCGCAGCAGCCGUGCUCUCCAAUUCGAUGGCCGCGGCUCUGAGCCUGCUCGCUGUUAGGGCCCUGUGGCCCAGCCGCCUCCUGAGCUGCGGGCGAGCUUUGCUCUCCUCCAGUGUCUGCAGUCGGGGAGCUGCCGAAGCCAGGCAGCCUCAGCCGGAACAGCGGCUCACCAGCUGCCGGCAACUGGAUGGCAUCAGGACCAUUAUCUUGAAUAAUCCAAAGAAAAGAAAUGCUCUGUCAUUACAUAUGCUGAAAUCUCUCCGAAAUGACAUUCUCCAUGAUGCUGAAAGCAAAGAUCUAAGAGUCAUUAUCAUUUCAGCUGAGGGGCCUGUAUUUUCCUCUGGUCAUGAUUUAACGGAACUUUCUGAUGAGCAAAGCCAGAAUUACCAUGCUGAAGUAUUCCGUACAUGUGCUGAGGUCAUGAUGCUAAUCCAGAAACACCCUGUUCCCAUCAUUGCCAAAGUGAAUGGCUUGGCCACUGCUGCGGGUUGUCAGCUGGUUGCAAGUUGUGACAUUGCACUGGCAAGUGAGAAAUCCCAUUUUGCAACUCCUGGUGUGAACGUAGGCCUCUUCUGCUCCACUCCAGCAGUUGCCCUGGGGAGAGCAGUUCCUAGAAAGGUUGCCUUAGAAAUGCUCUUUACUGGGGAACCCAUCACAGCCCAGGAAGCAUUGCUUCAUGGGCUGCUCAGCAAAGUGGUACCAGAAGAGAAGCUGGAGGAGGAGACCAUGAGAAUAGCCAAAAAGAUCUGUACAUUGAGCCGGUCUGUGGUGGCAAUGGGUAAAGCCACCUUCUACAAGCAGCUGUCUCAGGACAUCAAGACAGCCUACUAUCUCACCUCUCAAGCCAUGGUGGACAAUUUGGCCAGUCAGGAUGGGCAGGAGGGAAUCUCAGCCUUCAUCCAGAAGCGCAAGCCUGUAUGGUCAAACUCGUAGGCUAGAGCCACUGGGGGCAUCUGGAAGAAAGGAAAGCAGUCUGGCAAAGCCAAAACUUCCAUGAUUACAUAAUGAUGCUUUCAGAGGGAAAAAGAAAAUCUUAUCUACAAUGUCUUGUAUGUGAACUUUUGGGUUUGAUUUGACAGUGGAGGCUUUAGAGGCUCCACUGUGGACUUCCUUCCCCUUCUUCCCAACCCCAGAUCUGCCUCUGUUCCCCAAGCACAAUGACGCAUUGUCCUAUGAGACAGAGGACAGUGUUGAAAAAGUUGAAAUUUCAAAGUUGGAAUUGGUGUGACUGCAAUUUAUUUCAUUUUAAAGAUUUUAAUUUCAUGGGAUCUGACAUAUGGAUGAAUAAUAAAAAUGAAACAUUAUUUGGAAGAGCAAAAUAUGAUAAAAAGUUAUUGAAUACCUACUAGUUCUUCUACAAAGUGGGGAAUUUAACUUCACUCAAAGGAAUUUGGAUGAGCAAAGAAAGGCACUAAUCUAAGGAAAGGGUGCAAAGAAAUUUAAAAAAAUGAAAGAUUCAUGAUCUUCUUGUAGUUCUAUAAAGUUGAGUUGACUGGAGUUGUCUUGGAUAUGAAAUAAAAUGAAACAGAUUGAUGAUGUUCCUGAGAUAAAAUGCCAGUGGUGCUGGAAAUCUCUACACUGAAAAUUUCUAUCAUUCCCCUGAGAUGUUUGAACUUUGAUCUCUCACUCUUCUCCCGGUACAUCUCCCCCAGGUUUCAGGUUUAAAAUGCAACAGGCACUCAUGAGCUUUAAAAUCUAAUUUAAUAAAAAAUAAAUAAAAUCCAAUUUAAAGAAUUAUUUUACUAAUAAACAUAUUAAAAGAACAAUAAAAAAAGAAUAAAAAAUGUUUCCUUCUUGGAAUCAGCACAGCAAAAGGUCAGAAAAGAUGCCCCCAGUAUACAAAGAGUUAGGGGUAGAGUUUCUGACAAAUUCCCCAGGCUAAGCUUUUUAUCCUUCAAAGGGCAGAAAUACCCCUUUUCCCUUUUUAAAGAGCCUGCCUUGUUCACCUGGAGUCACUUGCCUCGAAGGAUGUACAAUAUUAGACAGGGCUAUCCAAAGAAAGGGGCAGCUAGCUAGCUAGAGUACUAGUCUUAAAAUCAGGAAAACCUGACUUCAAAUCCAGCCUCAGGUUACCUACUAGAUGUGUGACCCUGGGCAUGUCACUUAACCUUGUUUGUAUCAGUUUCCUCAUCUGCAAAUUGAACUGGAGAAAGAAAUGGCAAACCACUCUAGUGUCUGCCAAGAAAACCCUCCAGUGGAAUCAUAAAGAGUCAGAAACAACUGAACAGCUACAGAAAAAUAGGAAGAUAGAAGGUGGUUGUGGAGUAAAUGAGAGAAGAUAUGGAGCAAGGGAGAUAAGGCUGGGGAUAUGAAAGCAACCCUGUCCCUAUCACCCCUUUCUAGUCUCCAGCACUAAACCUGCAGAGCUCCUACCACCAAUGGAUUAAUGAUGAAAAAAAGGUUUCUUGUUGCUUAUGUAGAAUUCCCUUUAAAUAAGUAAUACCUUUUAAAGAAGUUUAAAAAAGCUCCCAGUUCACAAUUUUAUUUUGUGCCUCUUUUUUUUUUUCCAAAUAAUUUCUUCCUAUAGAGGAAAUAGCUGGGGGGGGGGGGGUGGGGGAGAAGUAAUAAAGUGAAGGUUUUUUCCUGAUUCCUCCAGCAAAGUGAGUAAAUGGAUCUGUGUAAAAGCCUAGAUUGAUAGAAUCCAUAGUUCCCAGAAGUCAUUGCUCCACUUCAGUGGCAUCAAGCCCAAAGGUUUUUAAAAGCAUUUUAUCUUUAUUUUUGGUGUCAUAUCUGAGAGUAUCAAAGUACCUUAGAUAGAGCCAUUGAGGCGCAGGAAAGCCUUGGAGUUAUUGGAAAGAAAAUAAAAGGUCAAAUGUGUUUACUGUUGAGCAUCUUCUGUCUAAACUAAGAAUGAUGUUUGGAAUUUAAUCUCAAAUCCGCAGGUGAAUGAAAUGAUUUUCUCUUUUUUAUUCUGACCAUUUGAUAAUUGUAUCUUUAAGACAGUCUCUGUCUUGGGGGACAAGUUGGUGGGUCUCAUUCUUUUCAAGAUAUUUUAUUUUUCCAGGUAUAGGUAAUAACAAUUUUCAAUUUCAUUUUCCAAAAUUAUAAGAUCCAAAUUGCCAAAAAUAGCAAGUAAUUUGGUCUGGAUUAAACAAGUAAUACCAUGCAAUUCUGUUGGUCUUUUAACAUGCAGUUGAUCUAGAAUUCUUUAAUUAUACCCGAAAGGGCUUCACUCAUAUCAUAUUGGCUCAGUUUUUGACCCUUAUGGUCUAAAGCUUUCCUAAAGUCUUAAAAGGGCACCAUCUGCCACAGUAAGACCUCCCUUUACUCAACCCAAAUCCUUCACAUUAAGUUGAAAAUCACCCAUAAUAGUGACCUCCAUUAUUUAAUAUGUAUUUUUAUGUGAAUAUACCUAUGUACUUUAUGACUUUUCUUAGGUUUAUUACAGAUGCCAUCAUUACCACUCUUGUACUUUGGGUCCAUUAUUGACAACUAAAUAGCAUUAAUGAAACAAAGAGAAGCCCUGAUCUGACAUGGGCAUGACUUGUUACAAGCAAGAAAACUGAUUUGUGGGAUGCAGGUAGGUGGCCCAGUGGAUUGAGAUCCAGGCCUCAUGGUCCUGGAUUCAAAUCUAACCUUACAUUCUUCCUAGCUGUAUGACCCUGGGCAAGUCACUAAAUCCCAAUUGCCUAGCUCUUACUGCUUUUCUGCCUUAAAAUCAACAUAUAGAAUUGAUUCCAAGAUGGAAAGUAGGCUAAAGGGGUUUAAAAAAAAAAGAUUGAUGUGGGAGCUAAUAUUUGGAAUAAAACAAUGCAAUGAUUUCUCAGAGUGAAAUGAGUAUGAUUGGGUAAACUACUGUGAGAUUUUUGUGUUGCUUGGGAAAAUGGCAUGGAUUUAGUGGGUAAUUAAAUUUUUUGUUUUACAUA
Messenger RNA from Monodelphis domestica (gray short-tailed opossum), 4254 nucleotides. RefSeq names its product enoyl-CoA hydratase domain containing 3 (gene ECHDC3). Gene Ontology annotation, molecular function: hydro-lyase activity. The record is from RefSeq and is a predicted model, not a curated record. Lineage: Eukaryota; Metazoa; Chordata; Mammalia; Didelphimorphia; Didelphidae. Gene Ontology annotation, cellular component: mitochondrion.